CGCCACUGCGCCUGCGCUCCCGGGACGUAGAUGCGCGUACGCCGUCAGGAAGGACGCGGUUCUUGAGCGGACUGAGACCAGCUCUACCUUGUCUCCAAGCCACAGCCCCUCUGGAGGUCUGGAUAAGCAGUGAGGAACUGAGGUGGAACCUUCGAGAAGACAUUGCUGUUGGCCCUGGGCAGACGUCAGCAUCUCUUCCUGACUGCUCUACGCAGACCACCUCUGGAAGCACCGUGGCUCACCGUUCCUAGAUCUGCUUCAUGCUUCGGGUGUCUCCAACAUGUCCAGCCCACUGCAGUUUUUAAGCCAUUCGGAUCCAGGAAGGCUUGCUACAGGCCAAACCAAAGAGCCCCGUGAGGCUAAGCCAUCAGAAGCCAGGCAUCAGCCAGCUCCUACGGCUCAGAAAAAUCCCCCGGGGGUUCCCAGCAGGAACCCAAACAUGUAUAAUAAAAGGGCAGCUGACCCAGCUCGUCCUGAACUUGCUGGCUUGUUGGUGAAAAACAAGAAUCUUUUAGCUGAGCUAAGGAAUCUUCAAAACAAACUCUUCGCGAAAGAAACUUCAUUGCGGGAGAUGCAGAGCGAGCUGGAAAGUUACAGAGAAAAUAACCUGCAGCAGACGUUCCAGAUAAUGUCCCUGAAGGAGGACAUCAAGGACCUGCAGGAACUCAUUGCUUCUCUAUCCAGAAUUAAGUCUUUGAAAAACACCAACAUUCAGAGCCUUGAGAGAGGCAACUGGGACCUGACUGAACGCAUUAUAGGACUGGAAAACUCUCUAAGGAUCCAUCUGGUUGAAAGAGAAAAAGCAGAGCGAAAAGCUGACCUCUUGGAGAAAAAGUUAUCGUUAUCCGAUGCCAGCAGAUUCACCCCCUAUCUGAAUACGAAAGGACAAGAAGAUUCCUUGGAUAUUUUCGCAGUGAAGGACAAGGGUGAAGCUCCCCUGGCCAAGAACUUUGAGAGGGACAUCUUCCACUCUGAAGGACCAAAAGACGGGCAGAAAAUCUGGGAAAAAUGCCAGCAAGAUUUGAUCCACAAAGAAAAGCAAACACCCGAGUCAGACAGCCGUCCGGGUCUGUGUGCCAGGGGCACCGACGCGGGGCAGUCCCAGUACCAGCAGCUGCUGAGCCAGCUGGCCACUCUGCUGAGUGACAGCGUCGGCCCCAUAGCGGCCACGGAGGACGCGGUGAAGGAGCGCAUUCAGGAGAUCGGAGCCAACGAGCAGUCCUGGAAAUCCAGAACGGAAGACCUUCAGCAGGAGAUCCAGCUGCUCACGAAGCAGCUGGCGCAGCUGCACCCUCUCGGUGAAGACGCGGCUCAGGAGCCAUCCCCCAGGGAGGAGAGUUACUGGGAGCAGAAAAGACCCCUGAGACGCCUGGAAGGAAGCAUUGCUAUCGAUGACUUUUUCCAGAGGAAAUUGGACUCGGACAGGAAGAAAGAAAACCCCAUGGGUAAGAAUUCCCAGAGAGAUGAGCAUGGCAAGAAGUUCAGACAGCUAGAGGAGGACUACAAACAACAAAUGCUGUUGACGAUUCGGCAGAAUUUGCAGAUUGCUACGACCCAAAAAUUGGAGGAGAAAAUUCAGAAACUUCAGAAACAGCUCAGUGAUUUGAAAUUGUCAAAUAAAAAUAUGAAAACUCAGCUGACAAGAGUAAAUGCCCUUAAAGACAAAACAAUCGAAAGGCUCCGCCAAUCCUUAACAAAAGUUGAAACCAUGAAAGGGAAGGCAGUCAGGAAAACAGAGAGCGUGAAAACUGCAUUAGAGCCUGCGGAGCAAGAAGCGAGAGCAGACCCAGAGAGAGCCCGUCCCAUGUCAGACAGCGUCGCUGCCCAGCUCUCCGCAGCAAAGAGCUCCCUGGACGAUGUCUCAGGACGGGAGCGAGAGCUUGUCGACUUUCGAGAAACUAUUAUGAAGAUGUUGGGGUUUAACAUGAAAACAGCAAAUAAGGAAAUCAUCAAUCAGCUGAAGCUUAUUAUUCAGAUUUAUGAAAUAUCUAACAAGCCGAAGACUGCGCCUGACGGUGACUCUGGACAGGAAAAGGAAUGAGGAAGUUCUGCCUCUCCCGUGAUACCAAGAAGAACUCAGAAGACGUAGGUGAGCCCUCCAACCCCUUGAA
Messenger RNA from Lepus europaeus (European hare), 2111 nucleotides. Its product is annotated as coiled-coil domain-containing protein 170-like. The record is from RefSeq and is a predicted model, not a curated record. The coding region runs from base 281 to 2041 and encodes 586 amino acids. The transcript is spliced from 10 exons. Lineage: Eukaryota; Metazoa; Chordata; Mammalia; Lagomorpha; Leporidae.